AAAGCAUUAAUCAAAAUGAACUGGUGGAAACUGAGACCAAAGAGUGAAAAGAUGAGCCUCACGCUGACUGCUGAGAACCACUCCAUUCCAUUAAGUGAUGGCAACAGGAUACCCAUCAUAGGACUCGGGACCUAUGGAGAUCAGCGAACAACUUCUGAAGGUACAGCACGAGAGUGUGUGAAGCUGGCUAUAGAUGUUGGCUACAGGCAUUUUGAUGGAUCGUUGGUUUAUUUUAAUGAGCAUGAAGUUGGGCAGGCCAUUCGGGAGAAGAUUUCAGAUGGAACUGUUAGAAGAGAGGACAUCUUUUAUUGUGGAAAGCUGUGGAGCACCUUCCACCCUCCUGAGCUGGUUCGACCUGCACUAGAGAGAACACUGAAGACUUUACAGCUGGAUUAUGUUGAUCUGUACCUUAUUGAGCUUCCCAUGGCCCUUAAGCCAGGUGAUGAAUUCUACCCUAAAGAUAAAAAUGGGAAAUACAUCUACCAUGAGACAGACCUGUGUGCUACAUGGGAGGCAUUAGAGGCUUGCAAAGAUGCAGGCCUGACAAAGUCACUUGGGGUUUCAAACUUCAACCGAAGACAGCUGGAGCUGAUUUUGAACAAACCUGGACUCAAACAUAGACCUGUUUCCAACCAAGUUGAGUGCCAUCCCUACUUUACUCAGCCCAAGCUUCUGGAGUUUUGUCAGCAAAAUGACAUUGUCAUUGUGGGCUACAGCCCUCUUGGAACCUCUCGAGAUGCUUCCUGGGUUAACUUGAAAUGCCCCCCACUGCUGGAAGAUGAGGUGUUAGUCUCCAUUGGGAAGAAGUACAACAAGAGUCCUGCUCAGGUAGCCCUGAGGUUCAAUGCUCAGAGAGGAGUGGUUGUCAUCCCGAAGAGCUUCAACCCUCAACGGAUCACAAACAAUUUCCAGAUAUUUGAUUUUUCUCUCACUGAUGAUGAAAUGAAGCUCAUUGAAGGACUGAAUAAAAAUAUUCGCUUUGUGGAGCCCCAAACGUGGAGUGACCAUCCCGAGUACCCAUUCCAUGAUGAUUAUUAAGCCUUUAUAAGACGACCAACUUAUUUGAUGUCAGCAUAAAGGUUUAUGAUGUUCAUACUGUUCCGUUAAAAUGUGAUUAGUCAAUAGGGGGCAUCAUCUUACCAUUUAUAGUGUGAUAUAAGAUGAUGUUGUAACAAGUUGCCUUUUUUGUACGAAUGUAAAAUCACUGGAGUAGAACAAACUCAUUGGCAUAAAGAACCAGAAGACAAAUAAAAAGUUCUGAAAGUCUCAUAUUCAGCUCCUUUACAUUUUUAACUUCAUUAACAUUUGCUGUGUCUUUAAUGUACUUUUUGUACAGUAUUCUGUAUAUUUUAGAGACUGUAUGUUUUCAGUGAUUUCCUCUCCAUGAACUCUCUGCCCUUUAAUAUUUAAAGGUGUUAUUCUGUUACAAAACAGUCAGUCUACAUGAACUUAUCUGUCUUCCUUGUUUUUUUGUUACUGAAGCUGUGAACUAAACUGGAGUACAGCAGGAAAACUGGACACAUCAAAUGGUGUCAGUCAUUUUGAUACUUAAUACAAAGUUUAAUCCACAUCUACUUCAGCCUAGAGUAGCUGUACAGUGUAUGGUGUUUCAUCUCUUACAGGCAGGGGGUAAAAUCUUUGUGAUGCGAGGCAACUAAACGUGAGCAGCAGCUUGAAAAGGUGUAUGACUGUCUUAGCUACACGUGCUGUAGAUGAAGCAUGUGUUAACUGUUCUAGUAUAAUAGCUGUUGCGCAAUAAGGGAGACCUAGACAGUGAGUGGAAUUUACAAAUGCAGGGGAGAGUCUAAGGCCCAAUCCCAUUUCUUAUUUUUACCCCUACCCCUUGUUUUUGAGUGUCACCUUGCCCCUUGGAACCUGGUUAAAAAGAGGUGAAAUGUUAUUUGGUCUUAGUAUUCUAAAAAAGGGAAAAAAGGGACACAUUCAAUAUUAUUAUUCUUAUUAUUAUUAAGAUUAUGACCUGAGAUACUAAAAGCAGUGCAUUUGCCUGACUGUUGCUAUAUAUUGUGUUGCCAGAGCAGUAUGUAAUAUGCGUAUUUCUUAGCAGGUUGGGUAGGUUCUCUUUUCUGGGAGUGUGAGUUUCUGUUACCCAAGUUUGUGUUCUGAAUAAUAACCUUAGGCGGGACUCUAUGGCAGAACAUGGACAAGCUAUAGGUUCAUAGUGCAUAUUUCCCUCUUGAAAAUAAGAGCAAUUUUCCUCUCUUGUACACUGGCUGAGUCAAAAUAAAGCUGCAUUAUGGGCACGAAUUCUGAGUUGUUUAUGCUUCUUCU
Molecule: messenger RNA, 2289 nt
Organism: Colossoma macropomum (tambaqui)
Lineage: Eukaryota; Metazoa; Chordata; Actinopteri; Characiformes; Serrasalmidae
Product: aldo-keto reductase family 1 member D1-like
Exons: 10
Coding region: 16-1038 (340 amino acids)
Biological process (GO): bile acid biosynthetic process
Cellular component (GO): cytosol
Molecular function (GO): Delta4-3-oxosteroid 5beta-reductase activity; aldose reductase (NADPH) activity
Source: RefSeq, a predicted model, not a curated record